Messenger RNA from Thunnus maccoyii (southern bluefin tuna), 1151 nucleotides. RefSeq names its product transcription factor HES-5-like. Gene Ontology annotation, biological process: anterior/posterior pattern specification; regulation of transcription by RNA polymerase II; regulation of neurogenesis. The transcript is spliced from 2 exons. The coding region runs from base 490 to 942 and encodes 150 amino acids. Gene Ontology annotation, cellular component: nucleus. The record is from RefSeq and is a predicted model, not a curated record. Gene Ontology annotation, molecular function: protein dimerization activity; DNA-binding transcription factor activity, RNA polymerase II-specific; RNA polymerase II cis-regulatory region sequence-specific DNA binding. NCBI's taxonomy places the organism in Eukaryota, Metazoa, Chordata, Actinopteri, Scombriformes, Scombridae.
AUAUGGAAUAUAAAUACACAGCGAUACUUUACUGCAGUAAAUCACUGGUUUCAUCUUUCACAGUGGAAACAGUGGGAAUACUCCAGUAAAGUACCUCAUAGUUUUACUGCAGUACAGUGUUGAGUAAAUGUACUUAGUUACUUUCCACCGUUUGAAUGUAUUUAAAAACUUGAAUGAACACAGACUGUAGUCACGUGACGCGUAAAGGUGUGUUUGGUAAACUGGAGGCACGCGCGCCUCUUCCAUGUGAUUUGACCGUGAUCCUCUCGGGUUCAUGGUGGGAUGUGGCACACUUCUGACAGAGAGGAAGUGCAGGAGAUGAAGGAGGUGUCGCAGACAGGAGGCUGUUUGUAGUUUAUUGCAGGCUGCUGCUGCAGACUGUGGGAAAGUCUCAGGUGUGAGGAGUCCACGAACACGCGGCUCCUCCCGGACUUAUAAAGAGCUUGAGAGAGGACUGAGCAGAGAGGUUUGCUGUGACUGAAGACUCUGAUGGCUCCUGUAACUCACACCAGACCCGAGGAUCAGCCUGCGGAGACCUGCAGCUCCAACAAGCUGCGUAAACUGAUGGUGGAGAAGGUGAGGAGGGACCGCAUCAACCACAGCAUCGAGCAGCUCAGAGCACUUCUGCAGCGGGCAGAGCCGAGCUGCAGGCUGGAGAAGGCGGACAUCCUGGAGAUGGCCGUGGGGCUCCUGAGGCAGCGAGCCUUGGCCCGCGUCGCUCCCAGCUACUCGCAGGGCUUCUCCCAGUGUCUGCAGGAGACCCUCCGCCACCUGUCGCUGCACGCCGCCCUGCAGCCCGCAGAGAGGGAGGAAAUCAAGCGCUUCUACGUGCUGCAGAGAGCCGCGCUGCAGAGGCACAUGUCAGGGCAGAGAAGCCGCCGGACUGUGGCGCGGAAGCGGUCAUCAGCGCGGUGUCACGGCUCUCUGUGGAGGCCCUGGUAGCACCAGCUCACAGACUAUACAGACUGCUGGAAGCUUUAUCAGCUGUGCAACAUUUGCACAUUUACAGAUGAGUUUGUCUACAAUGUAGGCAAACAGAAGAAGCCUCAGUAUCUCCUUCUGUGAAGGCGCAGUCAGGCCUGCAGCUCCUGUCAUCCAUCUGUCUUCAUGUUCUAAUCCAUCACUUAUUAAACAUUCCUGAUGUUCAGUGA